GUCAUGCAGUAUUUAUUAUAAAAGGUAAAGGAACCCAGGAUGGCUUUUUGUACUUGUCUUUACCUUUCUCCACUUUCCUCCGUUUUUGCAUCUUAAACUACAUGAUCAAUGAUGCAAAGGACUACCGUCUAUGAUGCAGCAUUCUCUUAUUUAGAAAAUAAGUCUGAUAAUCAUCCUCUUAAGAUUCCUCAAAUGUGGCCACAAUUGCCAUUGGUGUUUAAAAAAUAAUAAUACAUAUUUUAUUUCUAUGUGCUUUGACUACACCUGUGAUUUUAACGACGGCAUUCUGUAUAGCAGGCAAAAUUUCAACAGGUGAAGCUUCCUUGCUCGCAGUUUUUUCGUGUCAGUGAAAAUCGCACCUACAGAUUUUCUGCGGGGAGGCAGGAAUGGAGGCAGAUUAGAGGGCGCGACUGGCAGGACAAGAGAAGAAGCUAUGGGGCGCGGGGAGGGGUCCGACGAAGGACUGAACUGUGUACCAUCAGUUCUGCUGAGCAGCUGCAGCUGAGCCCUGCCAUCUCUGACAUUUUAUCCAUUCGUAAGCCUUGGCUGAGUGAAGCGAUCCCGAGCGAGCAGCGCAAGGGGUCCCCGCAAGGCGACCGCCGAUCAAUUCACAGGAUCGCGCGCACGGAUUCCUCCCCACGUGCUUUCUUCUCGCCUCCUGUCGCUGCCGCCGCGCACGAGACAUAGGGAACAAGGAGUCCCAGUGCCGCCCCGACUGCCAAACCCAAACGGACAGAUAGUACGGAAACUGCCGCGGCUUUCUCUGCCCCACCUUCUCCUCCAUCACCAGAGGGUGCCCAGAAGCCCGGGAAGCACAGACGACGCUUGGAUCUGGCUGCGAGAGGAAGGCAGCGAGCGAGCGGCGUCGGGGAACUUUCGCCCUCGGAUCCGCGUUCAUUCCAACCAGCCAGCCUGCCGCUAACCAAGAUCUCUCUGUCCCGGCGGCGCUGCGCGAAGCUCUUGAUGCGCCCCGUCCAGGAUCCAGUGCGUCCCCACGAUGCCUGCGGGAGCCGCAGCCACGUCUUUGAUGCAGGCGAAGGGACCCUGUUAGCUGGGUGGCGGCCAUAGGAGACCCUCCUGGACGGCGGUCGGCUCCGGGAGCCCGUGGGCGCCCUCUGAUGGAGAACGCCUCCAACGGCAGCCAGGGGCCCCUGGAGCCCCGGGCCCCUGGCGGGAAUGGGGUGGCGCUAGGCGCCUGCUUGCUCUGGCUGCUGGUUUUGAGCACCUUGCUGGGCAACGCCCUGGUCUGCCUGGCCAUCAUCCGGUUUCGCCACCUGCGCGCCAAAGUCACCAACUGGUUUGUGCUGUCACUGGCCUCGUCUGACCUGUGUGUGGCGCUGCUGGUCAUGCCCUGGCAGGCAGUCACGGAGGCGGUGGGCGGGGUGUGGCUCUUUGGCACCCGUUUCUGCGACACGUGGGUGGCCGCCGACAUCAUGUGCUCCACGGCCUCCAUCCUCCAUCUCUGCAUCAUAAGCCUCGACCGCUACUGGGCCAUCGCCAGCCCCUUCCGCUACGAGCGGCGGAUGACCCGGGGCCUGGCCUCCGCCAUGAUCGCCCUGGCCUGGACCCUCUCUGUCCUCAUCUCCUUCAUCCCUGUCCAGCUCCAUUGGCACAGAGUCCAGGAGCAAGGGGGGACUGACCCACAGUUGCCACGUUGUGAUGCCAGGCUCAACCCCACGUAUGCCAUCACCUCCUCCCUGGUCAGCUUCUACAUCCCUGUGUCCAUCAUGAUUGGCACUUACGCAAGGAUCUACCGCAUCGCCCGGGCUCAGAUCCGCCGCAUCUCAUCUCUGGAAAAGGCCGGAGGGCUGGGCUUUGCGCAGGGGAAAGAGCCCGCCUCUUCGCUGCGCAGCUCGCUCUGCAAGGAAACCAAGGUCCUCCAGACGUUGUCCAUCAUCGUGGGGGUAUUUGUCUGCUGCUGGCUGCCCUUUUUUGUCCUUAACUGCCUGCUACCCUUUUGCGAACCGAGGCCCGGCAGCGGGGUUUCUGGGCAAGCUCUCUGCGUCAGCCAGACGACUUUCCGCAUUUUCAUGUGGCUUGGCUGGGCCAACUCCUCGGUCAACCCAGUGAUCUACGCUUUCAAUGUGGACUUUCGGAAGGCUUUCAGCAGCCUCUUGGGCUGCCACCGCCGCCCUUGUUGGGCUCCAGGCAGGUCCGCCGUGGAGAGAGUCAACCUGAGCCACGAGCUGGUCUCCUAUCACCACGACUCCUCCUCCCACAAGAGCGGAGGAGAGCCAGUUCCGUCACCUCUCCCCACCAUUGCUGCCUGGCAUCGAUCCCUGCCCCACACAGUGAGCUCCCAAGGAGAAGGCGAGAGCAAUGGAGGAAUCCUGCCAGAGAACGAGAUGUUGUCCUCACGUCAGGCCGCUCAGAGGAGCAACAGCAAAAACCUUCACCUGCCAGCUUUGCUCCCCUCUGAAUGUGAGGCUGUGGUAUCUUUGGAGACUCUUGAUCCCUUUGCAGAGAUUACUGGGCACUAGAAUCUUUACUGCCACAUCCCAGCGGUAUGUGGAUGGGACCAUGUAGUGGCCACAAAGGAACACAAUCACAUAAGAAGAGUCCUGCUGGUUCAGACUGAAGGCUUAUCUAGUCCAGCAUUUUCUUUCCCCACAAUGGCCGACUAGAUGUGAAUAGGAAGCUCACAAACAAGACACAAGGCCUUUCACUGUCUCCUACUGUUGUUCCCCAGUGACUGGUAUUCAGAGGUGCACUGGCUCUGAUUCUGGAGGUAUCACAUAGCUGUCAGAACUACUUAUUUAUUUAGGGAUAUCUAUGCUGUCCAAUCAACUGUGAGGAUGGUUCACUUGUUGUUGGCAUCCGUCUCUCUUAGGAGAGUGCACCUUCAGGGUAAACUCAAACAGCUUUAGUCAAACAGAGUUACAGCGCCUGCUGUGGCUGUAGACAUUGAUACAGGAGAGACAUGUUUGAUUGCAGCUGGGACAGAUGAAGGUGUCCAGUUUUGCUUCUACAGGUGCACCUUAGUGUUUCUCCUCUCUGUGCUCCACUCUGCGGUCAUUCCUCCUCUGGUCAUUGCUAUGGAUACAUGGCCUGUCUGUCUGUCUCCAGGGGUUCACUAUUACAUGUUUAAUAGCCACUGAUAGCUCUAUCUGCCAUGCAUGGCUUCUUCGCAGUUGGGAUCAUGACCUAACUAAAAUGGCAGGGCCCGAUCACUUGGGACCUAUCCAUUGGCACCCAGCUCAUAUGGUUGGGUCCAAUGAAGUUUUGCAUGUUUGAUCAGAACAGAAGUCCUAGCGUGUGCAGUGGGUCUUAUGCCUAGGUUCGGAUUGGUUUGGAGCCUUAGACAUUACUCCUGAGUCUGCAACAAUCUGCACGAAAGUUCUUUCCUUCAUAACUGAGUAGCGAUCUACUAGUCUUUCUCUUAGAGUGUAUCCAGAGGCAAUGGUAAGACUGAAGGUUGAUUGUCUAACACAGGCUUCCUCAAACUCGUCCUUCCAGAUGUUUUGAGACUACAGUUCCUAUCAUCCCUGACCACUGGUCCUGCUGGCUAGGGAUCAUGGGAGUUGUAGUCCAAAAACAUCUGGAGGGCCGAGUUUGAGCAAGCAUGGUCUAACACAAGAGCCAUGAUUCCCAACUCUGUGAUGUGAGAGGAGCUGAAACAGAUAUUUAAGAAACUGAAGUACAGUGGUACCUCGGGUUAAGAACUUAAUUCGUUCUGGAGGUCUGUUCUUAACCUGAAACUGUUCUUAACCUGAAGCACCACUUUCACUAAUGAGGCCUCCUGCUGCCGCUGUGCCUCCGCUGUUCUCAUCCUAAAGCAAAGUUCUUAACCCGAGGUAAUAUUUCUGCGUUAGCGGAGUCUGCAACCUGAAGCGUAUGUAACCCGAGGUACCACUGUAUCUUAAUGCAUUCACCAGUCUUUGGAACAGGAAGCCCCCAUGUGCAACACUUAUUUGCCCCCACCAUCUUUCACUCUGCCAAGAUAUUGGUGCUGACAUCAUCCUGAUCAGUGGCGGAGGAACCCUCUCUGUCACUUGGGGCAGGACGCCGAGGGGCGGGGCAAAUCGCCUGGUGACGCAUGUGCGACGUCUGUAGGGACUGCGCAUGUGCGGCAGCCCAUAUGGUCACCACGCGAGCGGCAGCCCAUACGGAUGCCCGUACGGACACUGUGCACAAGCGGCAGUCCGUGCGGACUGUGCAGGUGUGGCAGCCUGUAUGGACACCAUGCGAAUGCGGCGUGAGCGGCGCCCACACUGACUGUGUGCGCACCCUCCAUCACUCUACAGCUGGGGGAGGCAGCGGGCCAUCUUGUCACCGCCCCGGGCACCCUCCGCCCCCCCCCUUUGUACACCCCUGAUUGCCCUAAGCACGGGGUGGGGAAUGUGUGGCUCUACAGAUGUUGCUUUCGAUAUUGUUGGACUGCAAUUUCCACCCCAAAGCAACCGUCAUCUGUGCCUGUGCAACAGCUGUCUCAAGUGCACACACCUCAGUUUCACUGCAAAGUGAAUGUGGCUCACGUUUGCAAAUGGGAUGGGAGCAAGAUAGGUAUGGAUUUUGGCCAAUGCCAUGUGUACACGGCUUCAAGCAACAGCAGUGGGAGUGUGCUGGAGCUACAGUAAAUGUGUACAAGAGCCUAAGGCUUUGAUGGCACUGUGAGUUCCUGUUGUUGCAGAGCAGCUGUAGAAGGGUGGACUGGACUGAGAAAAGUAUUAUCAUCUGCUUCAUUACCAGGGAUGUGAAGACAGAUGGUUAAUUGCAUGUUUCUGUACAUAUAUAAAUAUGUGCUUUGACAUUAUGGUAAUGAGCUGUGUAAAUUAUGCCCAGGCGCAGUGCAGUAAUUAUUUCACAUCUUACUGUGCUGCCCACAACUUUUAACAGAGCUGUACAAUUUAUAAUGUUAAAUCUUCUUUGAUGGUAACUGAAUGUAUAAAUCAAUGGAAGUUUAUUUUUGCCUUCCUCUUGUAUGUAUGUUUAAAGCCCCCCAAGAUCACUAUUAGAACAAUACUCUACAAGUUAUGUAAAAUACAUCAUGUGGGGCACAGUUACCUAGCCCCUGUGCUUGUAUUUAACAGGGCUUGCUCUGGGCUUAAAAUAUCAUCUAUUGCAUUGGUAUUUAAGCUUGUAUAGGCUGCUGCUCUAUAUUGGGAUUAUGCUGUUCAAAAGAAAUGUGAAGCCAGUGGGGUUGCACAAGUUCUAAUGAAGAUAUGAUUAUAUGGGAAAUGUAAUUAUUUGUUUCUCUCUUUUUUAUGGUACUGUUUGGCUCUCUGGAAAAUGAAAUCUAGCAGAAAUGCAUUUCCAUAAGGGGGAAAAAAUCCAACUUGGCUAUUAAAGAAAGGCUCUUUAAAAGCUUGGUACAAUUUUGCCAAAAUGAACACUUCUUUCAUUUGAAUCCAGCAUAAUAAUACAGCUACAUCAAGCAGGCGUACUGUUUUCCUAUCCUUUUGUCUCAGUGACAAAAAUCAUGUUCACAACAACAGCCAUAAUCUGUAUUACCUCUAGAUUUUGUAGCAUUUGUGCCAGGUCACCAGAUCAAGACUCAUUACAUGGUCCAAGCUCUCACACUGGUAUAUUGAGUUUUUAAAAAACACUCCUAUCUAGCAAGGGAGCUGCUACAGAUCUAUUUUUGAAUUGGGAAAUGCAUGUAUAUAGUUUUCCUAGAUGGAUUUCAGGCACCGUGGCUAUCAAAGCUUGGAGGCAGAAGUCCAAGGUCCCACUCAGGAAAGUGAGUAGGAGAUCGCCCAAACUGACCUAGCACUUUUUGAAUUACUGUAUUUUCUGCUCUAUAAGAUGCACCAGACCACAAGACGCACCUAGUUUUUGGAGGAGGGGGGGAAAAAAAAAUUCUGAAUCUCAGAAGCCAGAACAGCAAGAGGGAUCUCUGCGCAGUGAAAGCAGCAAUCCCUCUUGCUGUUCUGGCUUCUGGGAUAGCUGUGCAGCCUGCAUUCACUCCAUAAGACGCACACACAUUUCCCCUUACUUUUUAGGAGGGAAAAAGUGAGUCUUAUAGAGCAAAAAAUACGGUAAGUCAGUAAUGCACAAGACCAACUAAAGCAGAGGUGGGAAGACUUUGGCCCUCCAGAUGUUGUCAAUGGCUGUCUCAUCCCUGGCUGUUUGCUAUGGUGGCUGAGUCUGAUGGCAGCUGGAGUCAAACAACAUCUGGAGGACCAAAGAUGAGCUAACCCCUAGUUAAUAUGAUGGGUUGCUGGUAUAUGGGAACCCCUGUGUGCCCCCCAAAUCUGUUCUGAGGACAUGCAAGUGGCUGGAUGGAGGAGAAGACAAGCUGGAAGUCUCCCGCACACAUGGAUUUCUGUUGAACAAGCGAGCAGACAUCAUUGGAUGUCACCCAUUGUCUGUUGAAUAGACUUGAUUUACAUUUGCAGCAAGGGAUGUAAUAUUAGGCCAGCAAAAUCUUAACACUUUUUCCUGAGAAGGUUGUAUUCAGAUGAAACCCAGUCAAGUCAUUAUGUAAGUAGUCAGUUGGAUAUAUUUCACUAAAUGUUUUAUAUAAAUUAUAAAGGAUUAAAAGUACUUUGCAAAAUUAUUGCUUACCUCUACAAAAAUCGAAAAGAUUGCUUUAUGCAUAUUGCCAAUUUUUCCAUAAAAUAAAGUCAUGAAUGCUGACUUAGCAACAAAGUUUUAUAUCUGUUGAGUAUAAUUCUAUACAGUUGACUGCAGUCUGAAUGUAUGAUUGCUUUCUCAGAAAUGCAAGUAGCAGUCAGAUCACCAAUAUCCAUUUUCUUGCAAAACACUUAACUGAGGGUAUGUAUGCGUUAGCGGCUUAAACACAAUGAGGUCACACACACACACACACACACACACACAAACAAACACUACAUUUCACAUUACUCUUGGGGGAAAGCCAUUACAAUUAAAGUAGAAUUUGAUAGGUAUACAGUACAUUGGUUUGACACAAAAUGGCUGAAAUAUAACAAGGUGAAAGCUAGCAUGGGAAUACAGAAUAUUAAUCACUACGGAGCUGGGGGGAAAUUACAGUUCUUCCUGGAUGAAUGAAAGUGCCAUGAACUUUGCUAGCUUUAGAUACAACUGCCAGGCAUUUUAUAUGCUCUCUCGGCCCAAAAGCGGAGAUGAGUGAUGCACCCCAUAAUCAAAUUCGACUGGACUUAACUGUCCAGGGGUCCUUUACCUUUACCUUUUACGUAUAUUUCUUCCAAAUUAGUAGCACUGCAAUUUUGAAAGUGAGCUCUACUUUGAGCAGAACUGAACUUACUAUUAUUAUUACAGAAACAGAACUCUAGGAAUAAUUAUCUAGACAGAGUUUCAAUAUGGGCCCCUAGGUUACGUAGCAGUAUGGCUCAUUAUAACAUUCCAAAAUAGCAGUGAUCCUUAAGAAGAAACUGUGAUGCAUCCAUCUGUUUCACUUGAGCUCCAAAUGAACCUCUUGUCAAGAAACCUAUCAACAGUUAUGCCAUCAUUUCCCAGUAUUCCCUCUUUUGGCGCCCAAAGUGCAUUUGAACAUAAAGCAGAUACGUGAUACUAAUUACUAAACCGGGCACAAAGACGACAACAACUGGGAGUAAAAAUAAAAGUAUUAAAUGGUUCCUCCUAUCUGAGUUUUAGAAAAAUGAACUCAUUGGCUGGAUUAUGUGACAACACAUCCUCACAGCUAGCAAAUCUGUUGGGUAACUUUAGGUCGGUCAUUAUCUCUUAGUCCAUUUUACCCCACAGGCAGAGGUCGGGGCUAGCCAACCGUGGUGAGCGGUGAGCGUCCCAGGGGUUGGGGCGGCGAUAUCACACCCCCUCAGGGGUGACACCUGGGGCGGACCGCACCCACCACACCCCCUUCCUCCUCCAGUGUCCACAGGGUCGUUGUGAAGAUAACGGGUGAGGAGAACACUACCCCAACCUCUUUUGGGGAGGGGGGAGAGUAGGAUAAUAGAUAUUUUUGUGGAGGAAGGGGGAGACCCACAUUUGCAGUUUGCAUCUCCCCUGCCGAGAGCCUGAGGGUCCCGUUCCUGCUUCUCUCCACCUGGCCUAGGGCGGGGCCUGACUGGCCUCAUAAGGACUACUGCUGAGGCUGCUGCCCAGCAUGGACUGGGGUAUUGGAGGGGAAGUUUCAUUGGGAGAUUUUGCUGUUGUUACUGAUAUUAACUGAUAUUAACUUUUUGUAUCGUUUUUAUGUGGAAAUUGUUCAGUUUGGUUAUGUAGUUUUUAAUGUGUUUUAUUUAUUUUUAUGACCACUUUGCUGUGUUUGUAAUUAUGCAAAUCGUUUCGUAUUGGAAGUCGUCUUGAGGAUUGUUUUAACUGUGGAAAGGCGGCAUACAAAAAAAAAAUAAUGAUGGUAGUGAUUACCAAAAAAGAAAAGAAAAGAAAGUCCAGUGAACAUUAAAAUGCUCCCUACGCAUGAUCUGGAUCAGGCCCCCAUGCUGGCAAUUUGAAGAAGAACAGAAGUCAAGUGUAGCUUCUCCCUCAUCACCUUGAUUGGGGUCUGAUUAUGUGCAAACAGUACAACGGAUAUUUUGACACAUUUUCUCAACUGUGCCACGGUGCACACCCUCAGUGAGAUUCUCCUGCAACCGUGUAAAACUGCCACACCUUCCAUCGCAAGGCACACAUUUUUUCAGAGCAGACUUUGUAGUAAGCACUGAAAGAGUUUGCUGGCAGUUCUAUUUGUUUUUUUCUAGAACAUUUUUACUCCAUUAAUUUUGGCCGUCAUUUGAAUCCCCACACCAUAGCAAGCGUGUUUACAUUUUGUUCGAUAUCUUCACAGCUUGCAAGGUCUGUGGGAAGAAAAGAACAGGCUGUGAAUAUACCUCCACCUCCACAUUCAUCCCUGUCAUUCUCCCUGUUCCUGUCUCCUGAUUCACCUCCACAUAUGUUCAUCCUGGUCAUGCAAAUAAACUUCCUAGUUUCUCUACCAACACAGUGUUCCCAUGCAUUCUGACACCUGUGCAUCACUCCAUCAGCUGUCCUGAGCAUCUAUUUUGGUAGAAGGAAGAACGUGUCUCAGCUGUCUAGAUGAUGAUGAUGACAUCACCUCGUGUUGGGAUGGAGAACCUGUGGCCAGCUGUUGUUGGAGCCAACUCCCAUCAGCCACAGUCAGGGAUGUUGAGAGUUCGCAUCAGAAAAUCUGGAGAGCACUAGAUUCCAAGCACAUGAUUUAACACAUAAGCUACAAUUCCCAGGAUUAUCUGAGGGAAGCUAUGUCCUUUAAAUGUGCAUUAAAUGUAUGUUGUGGAUGUGACCUUGGUGACUUUUCUGGUUAAAGUGAGACUUGAAGGACAGUGUUCUCAGCUGACAUUUUGGAGCAGUCAUACUAGCAGGAAGUGAAAAAUGAAAUUGUUUGUUAGUCAUAGCUUGUUUUUGGACAACCUCAUUAGCCUCCCAUUUUUAUUAUGUUUACACUAAGGAACUGUGGGUUCUUGGUCACUAUCCCAUCCUCAGUCCAUACCCUCUUCAAAAUAGCCUCCUCAUAUUGUUGGCUGCUUUUGGGGGGCAACAUAUGGCUUUUUAAAACGUAAGAAGAGUCCUACUGGAUUAGGCUAAAGUACCAUCUAGUUCAGCAUCCUGUCAUAGGACCCAACCAGGGGCCUUUAGGAAGCUCACAAGACCUGAGUGCAAUAGCAACUAUUUGUCUAUUGGAAAGUUGGUCAUCUGAUUGGUGGCAUCUGCAAAUCCCCAUGCUAUGCACAGCACUCUGAAACCCUGUUAAUCAGCUGGUCAUCGGUGAGGCUUUAAAGCACUGCACAAGGCUGUCUGCAAGCACUGACAAUCAGUUGGUGGUUAGGACUUCAAAAUGCUGCUCACUGCUUUCUGCGAGAUCAGUUGAUAAUUGGUUCUUGUACAGAAUUGUGUGAGGCACAUUGAAGCCAUGACAACCAGCUGAUUGUCUGGACUUCAAAGUGCCACACUAGGUGGGUUUGCACUAAAAAAAAAGCUGGUCACCUAACAUUGUUAGGUGAUGUCAGAUGAUUAAGAUCUGAGCAGCCUCCAUGCUGAACUUGGCCUUUGGGGCAAAGCCAGCCCUGUACCGUAGUGGAUUCUAAGUAGAAAUGAGUGUAAAAAGCAACACAAUCAAGGUUAGCAUUAAAGCCAUAUGAAAAUUAGACUUACAAGGACAGAUUUCAGUGAACGGCAUUACUUCUUUGGAAAGCUUUGCUUUCAUUCUCAGAGAAAUCUAUCUGUUCCCAGUGGCUGAGCUCCUGAGAGUGUAGCAGAGGUUCUCAAAACAGUGCAGUCCUGCUUUGAAAGCUAACCAUAGUUAUCGCCCCUGUCAUUAUGAGCUGCUUCAUGUUCAAGCCAGUGUGGUGUGCUCAUAAAUCCUUUGGUUCAGAAGCUUAAGGUAAUUGUCUCAGAGAUUUCAGUAACACGCAGGAUGAUAACUGUGUAGUGUAUUUCAGGCUGAAAACGACCUCUUUCUUCCCUAGAUCAAUGCAUUUUCAUUCUAUCCAAGUCCUAUUUCCACAGUGUGAGGCAGAAGCCACUCAUGUUUUAAAUCAUUUUUGGUAUGCAAGUGAUAUAAGAAAGUGCAAUUUUGCAUCCAAAUGAAGGCUGGGGUUGCCUACCUUCUGGCUAUUACGAUUGCCAGUAAGCUGCAUCAGGGAAGUUGGCAGAGGCUUGAGAGCUGGUUUGAUAGUGUCAUAGAUCUAGAGUACCAGAGUCUGUUAGUGAAUAGUAGAAAUUAAUAAACACUAGUAUUUACAUAAUAUUUGUGAUAUGAGGCGAAAAUAGAAGCUGCAGAACUGUGCCAGACAAUUAGCAAGUGAGCUAUUAAGGAACAAUGGGGAACCAGUACUUAGCCAUUAAGGGUCAUUGGCAAUGGAAAAGAACUGUCCCCCUCCCCAACCAGGAGGUGGUGUGUGUGUGUGAUGUCACAGGAAAAUUUGUCCUUUUUGAAAUCUAAAGGUAUUCCGGAAAGAAGGAGGAAAUACGCAAAACCAUCUUGGUACUGGCUGGAGGAGGUUGCACUGAGAAAUUGGGAGCCAUGACUGACCACUUCUUUGGACCCAGCCUUGCUGAAGCUAUAAGAGGGGCAAGGAGAGACACUCUUGGGAUAUAAUGUUCUGCACCCCAUCCAUUGAAGGUACAAAAUGA
This is a messenger RNA of Podarcis lilfordi (Lilford's wall lizard), 11010 nucleotides long. The record is from the annotation of a GenBank genome assembly. Lineage: Eukaryota; Metazoa; Chordata; Lepidosauria; Squamata; Lacertidae.